AUGCCCAGUGUUCAAGAUAACGUAGGUUGGCCAUGCGGGUUUCAAACCGUGUUGUUCUCUAGAAUCCUGAGGUUGCGAAUACCGCUAGGAGUCCCACGGCCUCAGAAGAUGUCUGCACCGCGAAGGUACCCAAAAGUGGAGAUAAGGAGACCAACACCAAUACCGAUGCGAGUGCUGAUACCCACACUCUGAGAGAGCCCACCGAGCAGGAGAGAAAGCAGGCCCCAAACUGCACUCCUGUUCAGGAAUUCAGCUUCACUGGAGGCUACGGAAUACAGGAAUUCGAUUAUUCCGCGAUGAUGUAGGCUGAACUCAAACUAUGUAAUCAUUUUCAGCAAACCAAAGGUUCAUGCUUUCGAUCCAGCCACCGAAGAAGCCAGAAAGAGAGAAGAAAGGAAGAAGAGACGGGAGAAGAGAAGAAAUUCCAAGACCGGUUAA
This is a messenger RNA of Bursaphelenchus xylophilus (pine wood nematode), 438 nucleotides long. The record is from the annotation of a GenBank genome assembly. NCBI's taxonomy places the organism in Eukaryota, Metazoa, Nematoda, Chromadorea, Rhabditida, Aphelenchoididae.